CGAAGGGGGGAAAAGCGGAAAAAAAAAAAAAAGAAGAAGUAAAAAGAAAAGAGAAAAAGGAGAAAACCCGCAGCUACCUAAAAGAAUACUAAGAGGAGCGGGGCGAGGGCGGCGGAGGGAACCGCGGGAAGAAGGGGCAGGCUGUGCGCUCCCGAGGCCCGGCGAGGAGGAAGGAUGAUAAACGUGGUGGCCGUGUGGCUGGUAGCCCUUUGCUUCCAGGCUGCUGUCCCGCAAACUACAAAUCUGAACCUUCCUCCUGAAGAUCUUGAUUCAUCUGGUGAUGACAAUGAUGCAUUCUCAGGUUCAGGUGCAGGUCCCCUGACUGACCAGUCUCGCACCUGGAGAAUCCCAGGAGAACCGACUAAUUCCUCAUUACUGGCAACACCAAUGGAUUUCAACGAACAGGCAUUUCCCGGGACUGAGAGCCGAACUGAAAAGGAAGUAAUAUCUCCUUCUGCAACUAGUAAUGUAGUGACAGAGGAGCCAGUUGUAGCUGUGAAGGACGAAGUACCCAUUAUGGGCUCACCUGAUGAGAAACCAACAAAUGAUGCAGUUACAACAACAGUGAGAAGCCCCACUACUCACUUUCCUUCAGUGGUUCAUGUAACUCCUUCAGAAGCCUCAGGCACAGUCCAUGAGCUCAAACCUAAAAUCCCUAGCUCUGAUGUGCCAGACACUAAGGACGUGCCUGAGCCCCACUCUACCAUCCAUCAUGAGGGAGACAUCACUGCCACCCUCACGACGACAGCUCCAAAGGACAUUGUUCCUACACAUGAGGAGGUUUCUGAAGACGGCUCUGGAGACCCGGGAGACUUCAUCUUGACUAAAGAUGAGGAUUUGGUCCCCACCCAGAACUCAGAAGUGCCAGCUGACUCUGGGAGGAAUGCCAAAGCAGCAGGAGCCUCAGGAAUUAUGGACAGAAAAGAAGUUCUUGGAGGUGUUAUUGCUGGAGGAUUAGUAGGCUUGGUGUUUGCAGUGUUUCUAGUUGCAUUUAUGCUGUACAGAAUGAAGAAAAAAGACGAAGGCAGCUAUUCACUAGAUGAACCAAAACAGUCUAACGGAGGAUACCAAAAACCACACAAACAAGAAGAAUUCUAUGCAUAAACACUGAUCUUCAGGACACUUCUUACUCCAUCUUUCUUGGACUCUUCUCUCCCUGCACGUGGACCUCCUAGUGUGCUUUGCAUUAAACUUAAGCCAUAUGAUCAUUGGGUUAUUUGCCCUUACCACUUUGCCAUUGGAAAUUUUAUAACUACAAAGUAGAUCUGGAUUCAUGGAAGAUUCCCCGCUUUCUUGCACAACUUUAUUUUAUUUUUUUUAAACAGAAGUGGGACUACAAGUUCCUAAACUCACUUUGGUUUAUCUAAAGACUGCUGGGGCAGGCGGUGGGGAGAAGAUAAGGGAGCACUGUAUGUGUAAACCUCUUGAUAUUUAGGGAAAGGGCUAGCAAGAAUAAACAAUUAUCAGUGCUCGAAUUCUGUAUAGCAGGGAUCCUUCCUAUUUAACUCAUAGAUGUGUUUUAAGUGUAACAAAUGGCUGCACUGGGCAGACGUUUGGUACACUGCAAUCCUGUAGCUCUUUCUAACUGCCGUAUUUGGAGCACUUAAUGCCUAUGAAACAUCAAGCUCAACGUGGUUUCUAGUGAAGGGAGGUGUGAGGGGCAGGGUAAGCAAAUGACUGUCACGUGGUUUAAAAUAACUUAUAUUUUGGAAGCAUUAUCCCAUACUCAGAACCAGCUCCUAAGCAGUUGGUGCAUACACUAAUACAAAACAAACCCCAAAGACCCCAAAACUAAGUGGAGAGUUCAUUUUAGCAAUAGCGUUGGACUGUGCCACUACCCUCUUGCUCUUUCUAGGCUUAGGUAAGAGAUAGAGUUUUCUAAGCAGUCUCAUCUCAGACAUUCCCUCUUCUUAGGUGCUGAAUCUAGGCUGGACUGUCAUGCUGCAAAUACUCUUAUCCCAUGCUACUGUGUAGUCGCCAGGUGACUGAUGGCGUGUUGUAGCACCUACCUCUCUGUGCACUGUUUACAGUGGUUGUCUCGGAACGUGGUCUGCCGUCUAUGCCACAGAAUACCUUGGCACACAGGGGUGGAAGGUAGAAAGCAGCAUAUCAUGACUUCGCAGCUAAGGAGUAGAGAAGCAUAGCAUCUGAAACAAGCCUGUUGAAGGCUAAGUGUAGGUGGCCUUAAAUACAUACAACAGUUAGUGUGCUUGACUUGACUCCGGAACAGCUCUUCGGAAGCUGUUCCUGCACUUUGGAGAGAAGCAACUCCAGGGAUGUCAGACUAGUAAGGGCCGAAAAGCACCUCCUGAGGAAAGUCUGGAUGCCUGAAGCUGUUGGUGGUCAACGUGCUGUCAGAUGCGAGGCACUGAGGCCUCAUUGAGGGUCUGGAGUUCUCCAGAGUAUCUCAAACCGAGUGAGAAGAGAAGCGUGGUGUUCUGCACAAGCCUUACUUCUGCUCUGCCUUUGGUUAGCUUGUUGCAAGUUCAGUUCCUCAUCACUCAGUGCAGAAGGUAUGGGGUAGGUGGAGGAGUGUUUACAACUGAUGUAAAUAUUUGUACUGUUGAGCCAGAGGGAAUGAUUGGAGAAUAUUGGAGAAUAUUGCAACAGUUGGUACAAAUGUUGCACAUUAACAGUAAAACUUAAAAACCUGUGUAAUUUAAAUGAAGUAUAAAACACUCCUGAGCUGCUACGCAGCUAAAAUUGGUGCCUUCUCUGCAAACCCAAGAAAAAAACAAAACACUUCUUGAUUCCAAACUCUUCUUUUGUGCACAAGGAAAACUUGUGCAUACGUGUAGCUGGCUGUUUUAAAGUAAAGCUGCAAAGUCCAUUAUGUCUUUUUUUUUUUUUUUAACUGAAUUGAAUUUUUAUAGGUUAAUGCAAUGACCAGAUGGUGUUAAUUUCAGCUGUAAUUCUUUGCUUUGUAUAGGAAUGUAGAAAUGUUGUUCGAUAGGUUUAUCUAUGAAAAAGUUCUUGUAAAGCACAGGAAGAUAAAGUGGUAGACUUCAGUUGUACCUCACAACCUUGCUAGGGGGAAAGGAAAAAAACUGUAUAUUUUGGUAGUCUAAACUGACAGUUUGUGAAACAAACAUGACAUUCUGUGUUAUUUAAGUGGUACAAAUGAAAUACGAGUUCUAACAGAAGAUGCAACAUUUGGUUACCUGUAUGCCAUGUAAAAGUAUACUGCAAUAAAUGGCAUUUU
Molecule: messenger RNA, 3202 nt
Organism: Gymnogyps californianus (California condor)
Lineage: Eukaryota; Metazoa; Chordata; Aves; Accipitriformes; Cathartidae
Gene: SDC1
Product: syndecan 1
Exons: 5
Coding region: 175-1104 (309 amino acids)
Biological process (GO): cell migration
Cellular component (GO): membrane; cell surface
Source: RefSeq, a predicted model, not a curated record